This is a messenger RNA of Petromyzon marinus (sea lamprey), 5596 nucleotides long. It is a transcript of the gene EIF5B, whose product is annotated as eukaryotic translation initiation factor 5B. Gene Ontology annotation, cellular component: cytoplasm; mitochondrion. Gene Ontology annotation, biological process: translational initiation. Lineage: Eukaryota; Metazoa; Chordata; Hyperoartia; Petromyzontiformes; Petromyzontidae. Gene Ontology annotation, molecular function: GTP binding; GTPase activity; translation initiation factor activity. The record is from RefSeq and is a predicted model, not a curated record.
ACAAUUGUGCCGAUGGGCACGCACACGUGGCCACCAGUACGCAGAGGUUCUACAUGUUGCAGGCAGACACGUGUUCGCUCUCGCGCCGUCCCUUUCACCUUCAUCACCACGCGUCUGGCUCAAAGGCAUGGGCAAGAAGCAGAAGGGCAAGCAGAACGAGGCUGGUGGCAAUGCCGACGACGUGGACAUUGAUGCGCUGGCGGAGGAGAUUGAAGCGGCUGGCUCGGCUCCGGCUGCCAAGGGAGGUGGCGAGAAGAAGGGCAAGCGGAAGAAACAGAAAAAUGACUUCUGUGAGGAUGACAUCUUAAAAGAGCUGGAGGAGUUGUCUCUGGAUAGUGAAGCUGUCAAAAAGGAGGUGGCCAAGCCUGUUGCAACACGGGAGAGCGAUGAUGAGAGCCAAGGUGCUUCCAAGCAGGAAAAGGGAGCCAAAGGCAAGCAGCAGAAAACAGGCAAAAAACCUGAGGAAGAAGUGAUCACUCCGGAGGAUGAUGCACUAACGGCUGGGAAGAAGGGAAAGAAAAAGGGAAAACAAAAGCAGGAAGUGAAUGAGGAGUCUGAAGAUGAAAUGCUGCCUGCUGUUGGCAAGAAGAAAGGGAAGAAGGGGAAACAGCAACAACGAAAAAGCAGCGAUGAAUCUGACGAGGAGCAGGAUCAAAUAAAUAAACCUAGUGCCGAUUCUGUGAAAGAUGUGGAUUCGGACCAAGAGGAACAUGCAGCAGGUAAGAAGAAAAAAGCUGCGAUUAAACCUACUGCGAAGAAGGAGGAACUGGGAGGCAAAGAGCCCAUUCAGCCCCAGAAGGACAUGGUGGAGCUGAGUGAAGGGGACUCGGAAGAGGAAGAUGAAGGAAUAUCAAAGAAGGGAAAAAAGAAAAAGCCGAAGCAGGUGAAGGCUGAGAGUGAUGAUGAAGUUGUAGAGGAGGGAGAGAGGACUGUCAAGACCGCUGCCCAAAAACGAGCAGAGAAAAAGGAGCGGGAACGGAAAAAACGUGAAGAGGAGAAACUGAAGAUUAAGCUCAAGAAAGAUCAGGCCAAACCGAAUGAGGGGGAGAAGGUGGAGGGCCAGGCCACCGCAGCCCCUGCCAAAGCGACAGAGAGCAAGGAGCCUAAAGCAGGAGCUGAAACUGCUGAUGCUGAAGUGGCAGCCGAGGAGGACGAGGAUGAUGGUGCUGGGAAAAAGAAGAAAAAGGACAAGAAGAAGAAGACGGGUGAGAAGGGCGCCGGCGAGGAGAAGCCCGAGAAGAAAAAGGGAAUCAGCAAGGCGACGGUGAAGGCCAUGCAGGAGGUGCUGCAGCAGCGCCGCGAAGAGCAGGAGAGGGCCCAGCGCGAGGAGGAGGAGCGCAUUCGACGUCUGGAAGAGGCAGAGGCUCUGUGCCUGGAGCAGGAACGGCUGGAGGCAGAAAAAAAAGAAAGGAAAAAGCAGAAGGAGAAGGAGCGGAAGGAGCGUCUGAAGCAGGAGGGGAAGCUCAUGUCCAGCAAGCAGAAGCAGGACAAGGCACGUGCUGAGGCCAUGCUGAAGGCCAUCCAGGAGCAAGGGUUUGAGAUUCCGUCGAAGGAAGCUGGGCUGAAGAAGCGGCCGGUGUAUGAUGACCGGCGCAAGAAGCAGAAGCAGCUGGCGCAGGACAGCAAGGCAGCCGAUGGCACUGCAGUAACAGAAGUGAUGGAGGUUGAUGAAGCUUCGACUCCCGUUGAAGAAGCACCUGUGGAGUCGCCUGUAGAAGAACCAACAGUAACGGAAGAGGUCGUACCGGAAGAGCAGGACGACGAGCUUGAUGACUGGGAGAUGAUGGCGAAUGAUACGAAAGACGAACCUGAGGACGGCCCGCGACCACCGGAGAAGGUGCACAUCGAGGUGAAAGGCGGCGAAUCGGCGGUGGAUGGGCAUCCCGAGGAGGCAGCAGAGAGGGAGACGGAGAGCGGCAGCGAAGUAGACAGCGCCGACGAGAGCAAGGACGACGACGACGAUGAUGAAGAUGAUGACGACGAGAGCGAGUCGGAGUCGGAGUCCGAGUCGGACACCGACGACAGGACGAAGGAGCAAAAGAUUUACGACAACGCUAAGAAGAGGAUAGAAAAACGUCGAGCAGACAACUUGACCAAAGUGACAUUGGAUAGGCUGCGAGCACCGGUGAUUUGCGUGCUGGGUCACGUAGACACGGGCAAAACCAAAAUCCUCGACAAGCUACGGCACACGCACGUGCAGGAUGGGGAGGCGGGUGGCAUCACGCAGCAGAUCGGAGCUACCAACGUGCCUCUCGACGCCAUCAAGGAGCAGACCAAGAUGAUCAAAGAAUUUGACCGGGAUGCCAUCAAGCUGCCUGGCAUGCUCAUCAUCGACACACCUGGUCACGAGUCGUUCAGCAACCUGCGCAACCGUGGGAGCUCUUUGUGCGACAUCGCCAUCCUCGUGGUGGACGUCAUGCACGGCCUGGAGCCACAGACCAUCGAGUCCAUCAACCUACUCAAGACCAAGAAGUGUCCGUUCAUUGUGGCCCUCAACAAGAUCGACCGGCUGUACGACUGGAAACGUGGGCCAGACUCCGAUGUUGUCUUCACCAUCAAGAAGCAGAAGAAGAACACUAAAGAUGAAUUUGAUGUGCGCGUCAAGUCCAUCAUCGCGCAGUUUGCCGAGCAGGGCCUGAAUGCGGCGCUGUUCUACGAGAACAAGGACACGCGCACGUACCUGUCCAUGGUGCCCACGUCGGCCCACACGGGCGACGGAAUGGGCAACCUCAUCGCCCUCGUCGUGGAGCUCACGCAGACUCUGCUCGCCAAGCGGGUGGCCUACUCGCCUGAGCUCUCGGCGCAAGUCAUGGAGGUGAAGUCUCUCCCUGGGUUGGGCACGACCAUUGAUGUGGUGCUCACCAAUGGAAUACUUCGCGAGGGAGAGACCAUUGUGCUGGCAGGGGUGGAAGGCCCCAUCGUGACGCAGAUCCGGGGUUUGCUCAUGCCGCAGCCACUCAAGGAACUCCGCGUCAAAAAUCAAUACGAGAAGUACAAGGAGGUGGUGGCGGCGCAGGGUGUGAAGAUCAUCGCCAAGGACCUGGAGAAGGCCCUCGCUGGGCUGCCGCUGCUGGUGGCAUGUCACGACGACGAGGUCCCCGUGCUCCGGGACGAGAUGGAGAAUGAGCUGAAGCAGACGCUGAGCGCCAUCAAGCUGGAGGAGCGUGGCGUGUACGUGCAGGCGUCCACGCUGGGCUCGCUGGAGGCGCUGCUGGAGUUCCUGCGCACGUCCAUCAUACCCUACUCCGGAAUUAACAUUGGCCCGGUUCAUAAACGAGACAUCAUGAAAGCAUCCAUCAUGCUGGAACAUGACAGCCAGUAUGCCGUCAUCCUGGCGUUCGACGUGAAGGUGGAACGCGAGGCCCAGGAUAUGGCCGAAAGCCUGGGAGUGAAGAUCUUCAGCGCCGACAUCAUCUACCACCUCUUCGACGCUUUCACCAAGUACCGAGCCGACCUCAAGCGGCGCAAGCAGGAGGAGUUCAGGCACAUAGCGGUGUUCCCGUGCAAGCUGCGCAUCCUGCCGCAGUUCAUCUUCAACAGCCGCGACCCCAUCGUGUGCGGAGUCAAUAUAGAGGCCGGCAUUCUCAAGAACGGCACCCCCAUAUGCGUCCCCUCCAAGGGCUUUGUGGAUGUAGGAGUGGUGACGAGCCUGGAAAUCAACCACAAGGCAGUUGAUGUGGCUCGCAAGGGUCAGGAGGUAUGCAUCAAGAUUGAGCCCGUGCCAGGGGAGGCGCCCAAGAUGUUCGGUCGCCACUUUGAGGCCUCGGACUUCCUCGUGAGCAAGAUCAGCCGAGCAUCCAUCGACGCGCUCAAAGAUUGGUUCCGGGAUGAGAUGUCCAAGACAGACUGGCAGCUCAUUGUGGAACUCAAAAAGACCUUCGAGAUCUUAUGAGGACAGCGUAAGAUCGAGGUGGCGUCAGCACGACACGUCAAAGAAAAUCCACCCGGAAACUUUGUCUGUGUUCGUCGUCGUUGGAAGGACACGGGGGAGCGCACCCUCCCUCCCUCCCUCCCCCGGCCACGGGGAUGAAGCGUGUGCCACUUGAGAGCUUUGCGCAAGGUUGCUUGGUGAUGCCCGAAGGAUUCGAUAAAGUUGAUCACAUGGAGGUAGGUAUUGGAUUUUUAGGGCAGAUUGGUCGUCUCUCCAAGGUUGCCCCCCACAGUAGUUUGCUGCAUUUGUUUGCAACGUCAAUCUGUUUAUUGAAUUUCAAAAAAAUAAAAAGCAAAAGAUACAAAAAUUGUGCGAAAGCAUUUUGGCUUGCUUUGUAACUGGGCACACCGUUGAAAAACGGGUAAUUUGCAUUUUUUAAAAUUUAGAUUUGCUGCCGAUUUUAUAAUGAAAUCCAACAUUUCUCAAACUUUGUACGCAAAGUUGAUGUGCGCAGCUGCUUGCGUACACGGUUAAGGGCGUGUUAGACGCUUACAUGUCUGGAUAACAUUGUCGCCAUAGCCUACGUCAUCCGGUGGCAACUGCCGCCAGUGCGAGCGCCCUGUAGCGUCCGCAAUACAGCGAGCCUGCGAGAUUUAAUUUUUCCUUCUGAACAGGCGAUUCCAUCAAGCGGAUUGCAUGUGUGCGGGAAUGUCCUCUGCUCCAGUGUUUCCUGCCGUGCACUGUGGGGAGAAAGGAAUUCUGAUGCUGUGGUGGACUUUGCCUUUAUCCUUCACGGGAGAUUUCCGAAAGAUGCUGCUGUCUGACCUGCUGUAAAGUAAAACGCGUUGGCGGUGUCCCUGAGGCACCACCGCCUGUUAUUGUUUCCUGGUAAGACAGCGCCAUCGUCCUGCCUGGAGCAGUCACCGCCAGCAGAAGUCCAUGCACAUUCUACCACGAAGAUGAGCUUCAGCGACAAUGCACCUUGGAACUAUGCAUUACGCUGCAGUUUCCAAAACAUCGCUUCAUUUGGCCCGUGCUUUCUACAUUUCCACAUUUAUCGAUCUUCUCCAUUGAAAUACAAACGAAGUCGGCGCAUGCACUAUGAUUGGCAAACGCAUCCCACACGAUGUAGAGUAACGGGUUCAAAUUUAAAUAAUUAUUUACAGCCACUCUUAAUCCACUACACGAAUGUAUAAAGCCUUUACAUGCCAUAUCGGUCAUCGGAGGGGGGUGGCAGGACCCGUUCGAAUAUCGCUCGCUACUUAGAAAUGGCAGAGAAUCGAAUUUAUGUGAUCGGGUUUGUAGUGUAAUGCACUAAAUGGAGUAAUGCAAACGCCUCCGCCCACCCCCAAUCUUACUUGAAAACUGCCCCCCUCUAAAUCUUAACACGAGAUCACACCUGCGUAAAUUAUAUGCAGUUGAAUUUGAAUUGGUGCUCACUUUCAUCACGUGAGAUACGUCUACGAAAUCAUCGGACACGUUGCAGUAUCUGAGGAAUUUUGUAUUUGAAUGGAGAAAAUUGGUGUAAGGUGGAGAGACUGAUUGGUGGGUCACGGAGAUCGGAGUUCGGAACACCGUGUAUAAUGCCAUUGUCAGGUGGCAUUCUUCUUAACCUUUGGGCUUGAAAGUAACAGAUCUGGGUUCUGCUCAGUCCUUGGAUUUCCAUUCCUUUUUGCCAAAAGAAAAUACAUUCUUAAAUAAAAGAUCGUGCUUAUGUAUUUGCCA